This is a messenger RNA of Alligator sinensis (Chinese alligator), 4305 nucleotides long. It is a transcript of the gene KIF4A, whose product is annotated as kinesin family member 4A. Gene Ontology annotation, biological process: mitotic spindle organization; microtubule-based movement. The coding region runs from base 21 to 3719 and encodes 1232 amino acids. The record is from RefSeq and is a predicted model, not a curated record. Gene Ontology annotation, molecular function: microtubule binding; microtubule motor activity; ATP binding. The transcript has 30 exons. NCBI's taxonomy places the organism in Eukaryota, Metazoa, Chordata, Crocodylia, Alligatoridae.
GGAAACUACUGCAAUUCAAAAUGGUGAAGGAGGAGGAGAAGGGGAUUCCUGUGCGGGUUGCACUCCGCUGCCGCCCCUUGGUCAUGAAGGAGAUAAGCGAAGGGUGCCAGAUGUGUCUGUCCUUUGUGCCUGGGGAGCCCCAGGUAAUUGUAGGCAAUGACAAAUCCUUCACAUACGACUAUGUAUUUGACCCAUCAGCUGAGCAGGAGGAAGUCUUUAAUACAUCUGUUGCCCCUUUAAUACAGGGCAUCUUCAAAGGGUACAAUGCUACUGUCCUAGCAUAUGGGCAGACAGGUUCUGGAAAAACCUAUUCUAUGGGAGGCACUUUCACUCAUGAUCAAGAACAUGAACCUAGUGUUGGAGUUAUUCCUCGCGUAAUUAAAGUACUAUUUCAAGAAGUAGAGCGGAAGCAGGACUGGGCAUUCAGUUUGAAAGUCUCAUAUUUGGAGAUCUACAAUGAGGAUGUCCUCGACCUGCUAUCUCCUGUGAGAGAGCGAUCUUCUCAAAUCAGUAUCCGGGAGGAUCCCAAAGAAGGCAUUAAGGUAAUAGGGUUAACGGAACAAGAAGUGGCCUGUGCCCAGGAUACGGUAUUCUGCCUGGAGCAAGGAAACAAUUCAAGAACUGUGGCCUCCACAGCCAUGAAUUCACAGUCCUCACGGUCCCAUGCAAUCUUCACAAUUUCCAUUGAGCAGAGAAAGAAAAGUGACAAGAAUAGCAGCUUUCGCUCAAAGCUCCAUCUUGUAGAUCUUGCUGGCUCUGAGCGGCAAAAGAAGACCAAAGCUGAGGGAGACAGACUAAAGGAAGGAAUCAACAUCAACAGAGGCCUUCUGUGCCUGGGAAAUGUGAUCAGUGCUCUUGGUGAGGAAAACAAAAAGGGUGGUUUUGUACCCUACAGAGACUCUAAAUUAACACGGCUGCUGCAAGAUUCCUUGGGUGGCAACAGCCACACACUUAUGAUUGCCUGUGUGAGCCCAGCAGAUUCCAACAUGGAAGAAACUUUAAACACUCUUCGCUAUGCCGACAGGGCAAGAAAAAUAAAAAAUAAACCAGUUGUCAACAUUGAUCCACAGACAGCUGAGUUGCAUCAUCUAAAACAGCAGGUGCAACAGCUCCAGGUCUUGUUGUUGCAGGCCCAUGGAGGAACGCUCCCUGUGUCUAUCAAUGUGGCACCAUCGGAAAACCUACAAUCCUUGAUGGAGAAGAACCAGUCCCUAAUGGAGGAAAAUGAGAAACUGAGCCGAGGUCUGAGUGAGGCUGCAGGUCAGACAGCCCAGAUGUUGGAGAGAAUCAUUAUGACAGAACAAGAAAAUGAAAAGAUGAGCGCCAAACUUGAGGAACUCAGACAGCAUGAUGCGUGCAAACUUGAUCUGGAGAAACUGAUAGAGACUCUAGAGGAUCAGGAGCUCAAAGAGAACGUAGAAGUCAUUCGAAACUUGCAGCAAGUAAUAGUACAAUUGCAGGAUGAAAGUGCUGCUUGUGUGGCAUCCAUGGAAGCCACUGCAGAGAUGGGAAACUCAGAACCAGAGGCAGAAGCUCCAACAGAAACAGGCCAAGACUUCAAGAGAUCUUCAGGUGACUUCACCACUCAGCAUGCCUUGCGCCAGGCACAGAUGUCCAAAGAGCUGAUUGAACUGAACAAAGCCCUGGCUCUGAAAGAGGCGCUGGCCAAGAAAAUAACACAGAGUGACAGCCAGCUGGAGCCUAUCCAGUCCCAAUACCAGACUAACAUCAAGAGCCUGGAGUCAGAGGUCAGUAGCCUGCAAAAAGAGAAGGAAGACUUGAUCCUCACGCUUCACAUGGCAAAAAAAGAUAUCAACCAAGCCAAGUUGAGCGAGCGCCGUAGGAAAAGGCUCCAGGAAUUGGAAGGGCAAAUCAAUGAGCUGAAAAAGAAGCUGAGUGAGCAGUCAAAGCUCUUGAAACUGAAGGAAUCUACAGAACACACAGUCUCUAAACUGAACCAGGAGAUACGGGCAAUGAAAAAUCAGCGGGUGCAGCUGAUGCGUCAAAUGAAAGAAGAUGCUGAGAAAUUUAGGCAGUGGAAAUUACAGAAGGACAAAGAAGUGAUCCAACUAAAAGAAAGGGAUCGCAAGAGGCAGUAUGAAAUGCUGAAACUAGAGCGAGACUUCCAGAAACAGGCGAAUGUCCUGAGGCGCAAAACAGAAGAGGCAGCAGCUGCUAACAAGCGUCUGAAGGACGCUCUACAAAAACAGAAAGAUGCUGUGGAUAAGCGGAAAGAGAGCCAAAACCGAGGGAUGGAAGGAAUUGCAGCUCGAGUAAAAAGUUGGCUUGUAAAUGAAGUGGAGGUUUUGGUUAGCACUGAAGAGGCUCGGCGCCACCUUGCUGGCCUUCUGGAGGAUAGGAAGAUCUUGGCUGAGGACCUUCUUCAGCUUAAAAAGAAGAAAGAAACUGGGGAGAACCCACCUUUAAAACUCCGGAGACGUACAUACUCAGUGACAGAUAUACAGGCUUCAGAAACUGACCAGUCUGUAUCAAAGCAAAUAGAGAGCCUGGAAACGGAGAUGGAGCUUAGGAGUGCUCAGAUAGCUGAUCUGCAGCAGAAGCUGUUGGAUGCGGACAGUGGAGACCGGGUGAAGCAGCGCUGGGAGAACAUUGCAACUAUUCCUGAGGCAAAGUUUGCUGUGAAAUAUCUUAUUGGAGAGCUGGUCUCCUCCAAAGCUCAAGAAAGCAAACUGGAGAGCAGCCUGCAGCAGAGCAAAGCUAGCUGCUCAGACAUGCAGAAGAUGCUACUUGAAGAUCAAAACCAGAUGGCAGAGAUGGAGGCAGAGUUCCAAAAGCAGCUGGUGAUGCAGGAGCAACAGCAUCAAGAAAAGGUUCUAUACCUGCUAAGCCAGUUGCAGCAGAAAGAAGCAGCAGAGAAAAAACUAGAAGACUCACUAACUGAACGUGAGCAACAGCUGCUGGAGCGACUCAAGUUCCAGGAUGAAGAGAUUGAGAAAAUGAAGGAGAUCUGUGAGAAGAACCAAGAACUCCUCCUGGAUAAUGAGGGCAUGAAACAGAAACUGCUGCUCCUUCAGCUAGCCAGCGGACAGAAGCUGCAAGACCUUCAGCGCAUGCCAGCUCCGUCCCCAGGAUCUCCCUUUGAUUAUAUUCCACCCAAGCCCAAGACUCGCCGUCAGACAACAGCCAAACGCCGUGUGCCAACCCCAGAGUUGCAUGUGGAAGAGCUGUUCUCUGAAUCGGGGGCAUCUGAAGAAGAAACGGAGGAUAGGGAGGAUGCGGAGUGGGUUCCCAUAAAAAUUGCCAAAGGAAAGAAAAGGAGCAUCAUGGGAUGCUCCUGCAAGGGCCGAUGCGGAAACAAGCAGUGCAGCUGCAGGAGGCAGAAGGCAAGCUGCAAGGAAGGUUGUAACUGUGAUCCUGCCAGAUGUAGAAAUCGGGAGCCUGGGUUUUUGGGUGAGAUCAGCGAGGACCAAACAAGCAAUUCCGAAGGAUCCUUCAAACUGGAAGACUCCACUGUAGUAGCUGUUGGGAAGGCCACCUUCUUUCAGCCUGUUUGUGUCGCUCCAACUACAAAGGUCCUACAAGAAAUCACAGACCAGGAUGCAUCUGCAAGAAUGCCAAGCAUUGCCGCCUCCCUUGUCAGUGGAGAUGAGGAGUCGCAAGAAAACCAACUGCCACUCUUCCAGAAGAAGAAGAGACUGCUUAGCAGUAAAAUAAGCUUUUUUGCAGACUGCACCCCUGUCAGAGAGGAGGACAACUGAGGACGGAGGGAUGUCCCCAGACUCUGAUGUGAUCACAGUUAUUCCACACUGCCCUCAUGCAACACUAGUGAUUUUCAGAUGACCCGAAAGUCUCAGCAUAAGCCUUCCAACCAUUGCAGGGAACAUCCCACGGCUUGGCAGGGACAUAGCCGAGCACUUCCUGUCCUGUUUGUCUUGACUUGUAAAUAUUUGUGUGUUGGGACCCAGGUGGGGAAGAGGCAGGGACACAGGCUAUGCCAGAGGAGCUGGCUACUUGCCUGGAAAGUCUGUAGACAGCAGACUAGAAACAUCAGGCAGAGUCACCUCCUGGCUCCACAAAAGGUGUUCAUCCCUGUAGCCCUAGAACAGACGUCUGCUCCAGUAGUUGGGAAAUGCUUUUCCCUUCAAAGGAGACCCAGGAGUUCCUGCCCAAGUUGGUUAGGAGAGCUGUAGUAGGGCUGUGUUUCAGAAAGACACUGCAAUUAUGCUAGCUAGUUAAGUACCUAGUUAGUACAGUACUUGAGAUGAUCAGUGUUUUUGUUUGCUGUAGCAAAGCACUGGCCCUUGUGCCCAAGUGGAAGAAACUUUUUCCACUUGCUUUUUAUUU